CUAAAUUUGAAUUGGCAACACUAUACUUGAUGUUCGGUUUUUGCCAUUGAAGAUCAUUAGUAGUAAACAAACAUUCCGGGAUUGUCUUAUUUGGCUUCGAUUUUAAAAUGACAAACGAUUACAUAGAAGCUUCACCCGAAGAAGUUAAAUUGCAAGCGACAGACUUUGAUUCCGAAAUAUCAUCCAUGACUAGAUCAAAUAACUUUACAGAGGUUUCUCUUGGAGAGAAACGAAGAAAAAUUCCUAAAAGAAUUCUUCAUUUUAGCGAUGGACAAUUAGAAGAAUAUAGCAGCGAUGAUGAUGAUGAAUUUGAUUCUAUUAAAGAUCAAAAGCCGCUUAUAAAUCCAAAAACAUUACCAUGGUUUCCCUAUCUUUGGUAUUUAACAUGGUGGCUUGGAAGCAGAACUCUUGCUGUUUGUGAUUAUUUAGGAGAACAUAUUGCAUAUUUUUUUGGAAUCACUUCUCCAAAAUAUUAUUAUGAAUUACAGGAAUAUAAAAGAAUGAUUGAAGAGGAAGAUCAAGAACAAAAAGAAAAUUUAGAAGAGUCAGCUGGCUGGAAAUCUAGUUCUAAUAUUGAAUUGAAAACAGUUCAUAUUCAAGAACCUACUAAAAAUAUGACAGAGAUUAGCGGAACUCCAUUUACUGCCAAUCAAGUCAUUUCGCCAUCAGAUUCCCAGCACUGGGAACGCAGUCUUUGAACUGGAGAAUUUAAAAAAUUAAAAGAAAAAUGCUAUAUUGCAUCCUAAUUGUUGUAACAUCUAUAAAGAUCACAAGGUACAAGUUUGAAAAUAAAAUUUAAUUUCAUUGUUGUUAACAAUUUAACUUAUUAAAUUUGAAAAUUCAAAUGAAAACUGUUCUUUGUGGUUGCUAUUAAAACUAUCUUGUGUGAUUGCUUAGCCACUAUAUUUGAAAAUGUAAGCAGUUUUUCAUUCUCGUGUGUAUGCAAGAGUUGUGAUAAAUUCUAUUUUUAAAUGCAACAUAUCUAAAAUUGUCAUCAAAGCACAAAUAUAUUGAAUAAUCAUGAGUAAUUUCUUAAUCACAAUGAUAUUUAAUAUGAAACAAUCGUAAAAAUUGCCUUCAAAUUUUUUAUUCUUUAGCAUAAUGUAAAAAUUAUAAGGCAGCAGAUUUAUUAAAUAAAAACAUAAACUACUACUUUAAUGUUUGUAUUUCUGUGAUAAUCAACAAUCUAAGAUCAAGUAUGUCAUUCCAAUAUAAUUCUUCUAUUAAAAACUAUUUUAUUAUUAUUAUUCCAAUAUUAAUUCGCUUGGUGUUCAUAACUGAAAUUUUAAAAUU
Molecule: messenger RNA, 1293 nt
Organism: Centruroides sculpturatus (bark scorpion)
Lineage: Eukaryota; Metazoa; Arthropoda; Arachnida; Scorpiones; Buthidae
Product: protein FAM177A1-like
Exons: 6
Coding region: 108-698 (196 amino acids)
Source: RefSeq, a predicted model, not a curated record